AUGGCCGAUUUUAUAUUAAUAAAUUUACGUUCACUUACACAACAAAUAAAAGAUCGAUGUGGAAUAAAUAAGUCUCGACGAACAUUUUUCAUAUUUAUUCUUACUGCAACAAUUAUUUUUUAUCUUCUAUCCAAAUGGACACCUCAUCGAUCACAAUACAAGAAUAUUCUGUAUGAUGCAUGUAUUCAAGCAAGAUUAGAAGAAUUUUCCAAUGAUGCGACGGAUAUGAAUGCUAUUCUUAAUCAUGAACCCAUUCAGUAUGGAGAAAUUGUUAGUCUACCAUUUACAGGCAAUGGUUACAUUGGUCUAUCCCUUUCAAUUCAAUCUCAUAUUCAAUUAAUACCUGAUGCUCGCAAUUCAUUUAUAUCUAGUGGUUAUUCUCCUGUUAUUCAAACUUCAUCAAAUAUUUGGGAAGUUUCAAGUGCAAACAUUAUUCAAAUGAAUCAUGGUGUUGUGAGACGUACUCAAUGUUUUAAAAUAAAUGCAGAACGUUCAGCAUAUGUUACACAUCUGUUAUAUGCACAUCGUCGUCGUUCAUCAUUAAUAAUUCAAGAAAUUGAUAUUGUAAAUCCAAGUGAACAAACACUUGAUCUUGAUUUUCAACAGGAAAAAUCUCCCGUAGAUAAUAAUAUAAAACAACUUGAUAAACAAGAUAUUGAAUUUGAUUCAUCAAAAGAUAAAUUUAUGAUGAUAACAAAUCAAAUACCACUUCGACAACAUAAUUCAAUGAUAGUAGUUAUUAUUACAAAGAAAAUAGUAUCUAAAAGUCAUAUUAAACCUGAUGGUCAAGAUAAACAAGUCAUUUUAACUGUGACAAAAUAUUCUCAAAUACUUACUGAUGAUUUAUUAUCAAAUACAACUUAUUUUAAACAAUUGCAAAAUACAUUACAAAAACAAGCAAAAGAUGAAUUAUAUGAAGCAUUAGCAAUAUCUCCAAAAAUCUUAUUAAAAGAACAUAUCGAUACAUGGUCAUUAAUAUGGCAAAGUGGAUUUUCAAUAAGUCGUUCAUUAGCACCGUCAGUUAUGAAUGGUGAUGUGAUAAAUCGAACAAUUUAUUAUGUUUUAUGUUCAACACCUUCACCACUCUAUGAUUUAAAUUUAGAAGAAACACAAAGAAAUAAAUUUAAUCAAAGUCUUUUUCAAAUUGAUCAAUGUUAUGAAAGUCAUUCAACAUUACUUGGUGAUCGAUUAUGGCGUGCACCAGGUGAUGAUUUAGCUGUAUCUCAAUUAUCACUUCUUUGGCGUUCAACAUUAUCUAAAAAAGGUUGUACUACCUUAAUGAAAAGUGGUGUUAAUGGUAUGCUUCAAUCAAUGUUAAUUUCAAUUGGUGGUAUACGUUUUCGUAAUCAUCAUCUUGAAAUGAUUUUAGAUCCCAAAGAACUUCAUCGUGAUAUGUUUUUUCGUUCAAUACAUUUUGGUAAACACUAUCAUGUAAAUAUAAGUAUUACUGUUGCACAUGAUAAUCGUGCUGUUAUUGAUGUAUCAAUUGAUAAUGAAAAUGCUCAGGCAUAUGCAUGUGAUGCCGGUUGUUUAGAUUCAUAUACAAAACUUAGUACGAAACCUAUUCGAUUUCCUGUUAAAAUGACAAAUCCACCAACUGCUAUUCUUUAUAUAACUGAAGAUUUAGAAUAUAUGACGCAAUUAAAAGAUACAUUACAUGUUAAAGAAGUUGAUAUAGCACCUCCACAUGCACAUGAUGUACUUGCUUUACAUCGACAUGGUCAUAAACUUGGUGGUUUACCAGUUAUAUUUUGGAUAGCAUUAGCAUUUUUAAUAGUUAUUUUUCAUUUAUUUUUAUUAAAAAUUGUCCUCAAUGAAAUGGGAUUUUUUAAAUAUUCAUCAUCAACACAUACAAGAGCACGUAUCCUAUAA
This is a messenger RNA of Adineta steineri, 1872 nucleotides long. The record is from the annotation of a GenBank genome assembly. NCBI's taxonomy places the organism in Eukaryota, Metazoa, Rotifera, Eurotatoria, Adinetida, Adinetidae.